Suillus paluster is the source of this 1587-nucleotide messenger RNA. RefSeq lists its product as uncharacterized. NCBI's taxonomy places the organism in Eukaryota, Fungi, Basidiomycota, Agaricomycetes, Boletales, Suillaceae. Gene Ontology annotation, molecular function: metallocarboxypeptidase activity. The record is from RefSeq and is a predicted model, not a curated record. Bases 1 to 1587 code for a protein of 528 amino acids. Gene Ontology annotation, cellular component: fungal-type vacuole lumen. The transcript has 11 exons.
AUGUGUCCACAAGUCUCUGCUAUCACCCCUUUGAGCCACGCGUCACUAAUCGACAAUCUCGAUGAGGAAUAUGGAACUGAAGAGUUCAAGCUAAAGGCAUACGAGUCACUGGGAGGUGCCGUAAGGAUUCCAACUGUGUGCUAUGACGAUCUUGGCACUCCAGAAGAGGACCCGCGGUGGGAGAUAUUCAAUAGCUUCCAUACCUACAUCGAACAGCGUUUCCCAAACGUCCACGCCACACUCGAGCGCACCAAGGUUGCGACCUACGCACUUGUGUAUCACUGGCAAGGAACGGAUGCGUCUUUGAAGCCCCUUCUCUUGGCUGCGCAUAUGGAUGUGGUCCCCACAAACGCUGCCACUGACGCUGAAUGGAUCAACCCUCCUUUCUCUGGUCACUAUGAUGGGGAGUGGAUUUGGGGGAGAGGCAGCUGCGACGAUAAGCCUGGAGUUAUCGGUAGCAUGACGGCCAUCGAAACUCUCCUUGAGCGAGGGUUCAAACCUACAAGAACUGUCAUCUUAGCUUAUGGCAUCGAUGAGGAGCGCGGUGGGCCUACUGGAGCUGCUGCAAUUGGAAAAUAUCUCGUAAAGACCUACGGAGAAGAUUCCAUCUCAAUGAUUGUCGAUGAAGGAGGAGGAUUUUCAGACUUGAGCGGUACUAUUUUUGCCACUCCCGCCGUCGCGGAGAAAGGCUACUUGGACGUUCGCGUGGACGUCCUCACACCUGGAGGGCACUCGAGCAGGCCUCCCAAACAUACCGGCAUUGGUAUCCUCGCAAACCUUGUCACCGAGCUGGAGGCAAACCCACACGUCCCGGAGCUUGCACGUGAUCGAACCUACUAUCAGGGUUUGCAGUGCAGGGCAAAGUACGAUGCUGGGUUCCCCUCCGAUAUGCGCAAACUUGUUCUCGAAUCGCAGUCCAGCGACGAGAAGUUGCAUGAGCUGGCGACAAAGCUUAACGAUUUCGAUCCAGCAUACUCUGCUUCAGCAGGUACAACUCAGGCCAUCGAUAUCAUCUAUGGUGGCGUUAAGGUUAACGCACUACCAGAAGCCGUUUACGCCAUUGCAAACCACAGAAUCGCAGACCACAGCUCGGUCUCUGAACUCCAAGACCGAUUUGCAAGCAUCGUUGUACCUGUUGCGGCAAAACACAACAUGUCUGUGGAUGCCUUUGGGAAGGUAGUCGGCCUUGAGGCAUCUACCUGGGGUCAUGUGAAGCUUUCAGACGCAUUCGACUCAGCAUUAGAACCGGCACCUGUCACCCCAACCACUGAAAGUGGGCCAUAUGAAUUGCUUUCGGGUACCGUCUUGUCCACGCUGAAGACUAACCUCCGUACGGACGACUUCCCUGACGUUUCUGUUGUGUCACCUGGCCUUUCCCUCGAUAAUCUGAACAUGCGUUUUCCAGACACAAGGCAUUACUGGAGCCUUACCAAACACAUUUUCCGAUAUGGCCACAGUGGUGCCGCUGAUCGCUAUAACGGCGCGCAUACCAUAAACGAAGCCAUCAGAGCAGAGGGCUUCUUGGAACAGAUUCGCUUCUUCACGAGGUUGAUCCUGAAUGCUGACGAAACAAACCUCCUGGAGUGA